UUUUGGUCGGGGGACUAGCCCGCCAGCGAUCGAGUCCAGAGCCGACUGUCGAGAGCCAUCGGCCAUGAGCAAGAGAGGCAGGGGCGUGUGGGACAUGGAGCUGGGCAGCCUCGACACGACCCGCCUGCUAAUGCUCCUCGCCCAGCAGCACCAGCACCAGCACCACCACCGCGGCGUCGCCGAGGCGGCGCAGGCGAUGACCGGCGGCCGCGUGUUCCAGUGCAAGACGUGCAACCGGCAGUUCCCCACGUUCCAGGCGCUCGGGGGACACCGCGCCAGCCACAAGCGCCCCAGGCUCCACCACCCACCCCCGCAGCACGCGCUCGUCGGCGUCGACGACGACGCAGCGCUCUGCCUCGGCCGCCGGGCGCCCCAGGCGCCGCCGCAGCCGGCCAGGCCGAGGGUGCACGAGUGCCCCAUCUGCGGGCUCGAGUUCGCCGUCGGCCAGGCGUUGGGUGGGCACAUGCGCCGGCACCGCGUCGAAGCCGAGGCCGAGGCCGGGGCCAACGCCCCGAGCAGCAAGGCGGCGGCGGCGACCGAGAUGGUGGUGGCUUCGUGCGACGACGCCGGGAUCUGCCUGGACCUGAACCUGACGCCUUCGGAGAACUGCGCCAAAUGCAAGAGCGCGGCGGUGCUCCGUGCCGCUACUGGGCAGGGUGUACAUAAGGCGCUGGGCGGGCACAUGUCCCGGUACUGCGCCGAGGGCGAGACCGAGGCCCACGCGACGAGCGCCAAGGAUUCCUGUGAUAUGUUUGGAAGAAGGCAAAGAUAUUUGCCCUUGUCACUAGAUCUUUGUGGCAGAUUGGAAGAUACUGAUAUAUCCGUUUCAAUUUGUUGA
This is a messenger RNA of Triticum dicoccoides, 838 nucleotides long. RefSeq names its product zinc finger protein ZAT18-like. Lineage: Eukaryota; Viridiplantae; Streptophyta; Magnoliopsida; Poales; Poaceae. Bases 65 to 838 code for a protein of 257 amino acids. The transcript has a single exon. The record is from RefSeq and is a predicted model, not a curated record.